AUGGCUGUAAAAUUGGAUGAAGCUAUUGAGGAUGAAAAUGCUAAAAUCCUUCACAACUCACUGGUAGCAAAAAUCUUUGGAAAGGACAUCCCUCCUCAUAUAGUGGCUUGGGAAUUGAGGAGGCAAUGGGCUCAAUAUGGUCAAUUCCAUUUCACUUCCUUAGGUAUGGGGUGGUUUUUAUGCUCAUUCAAAAGAGAAGAAGCUUUUGAGGAAAUUAUAUCAGGAGGCCCUUGGUUUGUCAAUGGCCAUAUUGUUGGUAUGGAAAAAUGGACCCCUGGUUUUUCUCCAUCAUCAUUGAAGGGUCUAACCUCCCCAGUCUGGAUUAGACUACCUCAAUUGCCUUUGCAAUGUUGGGACAAGGUAAAUGUGGCAAGGAUAGCCUCUAUGGUAGGAGUUCCAAUGAUGCUUGAUGGUAAUAUGUUUCAAUGGGGAAGAAGGGAAUUUGCGAGAAUCUGUGUUCGUGUGAAGUUGGAUAAACCUCUUCCAUUAGGAGUUUGGGUGGAUAGUAUGGCGGGAAGAUUUUUUCAAAAUGUUGAAUACGAAAAAAUCUCGUCAUUUUGCUUUGAUUGUGGUAUGAUUGGGCAUGUGAAGAUGGAAUGCAAGAAGUCUAAACCAUUGCUCAAAGAUCAGGUGACUGAAGGUACCAAAGAUAAGGUAGAUAUCCAAGGUAUGAAGGGGAUGAACAGAAACUCUACAUAUCGUCCAUGGAUCCUUGUUAAUUAUAAUAAAAACAAUAGAGGAUAUAGAGGAACUAGUAAUAAGUUCCCUGCUCAGAGAAUUACCAGCAAGCAGAGGAUGGAUAAUGUAAACACAAAAGAGGCAGAUAACUCAGUUGGUAUGGCAGGAAAGGUGUUAGAAGAUAGUAUGAAGGUGAAUACUGUGGAAGUUAUCUGA
Molecule: messenger RNA, 894 nt
Organism: Dendrobium catenatum
Lineage: Eukaryota; Viridiplantae; Streptophyta; Magnoliopsida; Asparagales; Orchidaceae
Exons: 1
Coding region: 1-894 (297 amino acids)
Molecular function (GO): nucleic acid binding; zinc ion binding
Source: RefSeq, a predicted model, not a curated record